UGGUAUUUGAGGACAGACGAUACACUCUGUUUCUGCUCUGUCUCUUCUACUUCUUUCUCUCCACCACCACCACCGGUCUCUUUCUCUCUCCCUUUCGUAUCCAACUUUUAAAGGAGCUCGUUUUAUUCGUCGUAGGAUCUCCAGUGUGUUCUCUUGCUCUCGGCAGGCUUUUUUUGGGCUUUUAGAUUCGGUCCUCGAUAUCUGUGUUUUGGAGGAUUGAAAAAUGUCGAAAACUGGAGCUUUGGAUCUCGCAUCUGGCGUUGGCGGAAAGAUUGAGAAAAAGGAAGUUCUUUCAGCUGUUGAUAAGUACGAGAAGUAUCAUGUAUGUUAUGGAGGUGAUGGGGAAGAAAGAAAAUCUCACUAUACUGACAUGGUUAAUAAAUACUAUGAUCUUUCAACCAGCUUCUAUGAAUUUGGGUGGGGGGAAUCCUUCCAUUUUGCGCCCAGGUGGAAAGGUGAGUCACUUCGAGAAAGCAUCAAGCGUCAUGAACACUUUCUUGCUUUACAACUAGGUCUGAAACCUGGACAAAAGGUGUUGGAUGUAGGAUGUGGCAUUGGUGGGCCAUUAAGAGAAAUUGCUAGAUUCAGCUCAACAUGCAUCACAGGAUUGAACAACAAUGAGUACCAAAUAUCAAGAGGAAUAGAAUUGAAUCACAUUGCCGGAGUGCAUAAGACCUGCAACUUUCUGAAGGCUGACUUCAUGAAAAUGCCACUUCCUGACAAUACUUUUGAUGCAAUAUAUGCAAUAGAAGCUACUUGUCAUGCACCAGAUGCGCUUGGAUGCUACAAAGAGAUUCAUAGAGUAUUAAAGCCUGGCCAGUAUUUUGCUGCAUAUGAAUGGUGCAUGACUGAUUCCUAUGACCCCAAUAAUGCAGUCCACCAGAAAAUCAAGGCUGAAAUAGAGCUAGGUGAUGGCCUUCCAGACAUUCGAUCAACAAAGCAGUGUCUUGAGGCUCUGAAACUUGCAGGCUUUGAGGUGAUAUGGGAGAAGGAUCUUGCUGUGGACUCACCUCUGCCGUGGUAUUUGCCUUUGGAUGCAACCCAUUUCUCGCUAAGUAGCUUCCGUCUGACAGCUCUGGGACGUUUCUUGACCAGAAACCUGGUCAAGUUCUUAGAAUUUGUGAAUCUUGCUCCAGAAGGAAGUCAAAGAGUUCAAGCUUUCUUGGAGAAAGCUGCAGAGUCACUUGUUGAAGGUGGAAGGAGGGAAAUUUUUACACCAAUGUACUUCUUCUUGGCUCGCAAGCCUCAUUAGAACAACGGCAAAUCUGGCAGUGCAGUAGAAUCUUCUUAAAGUUAGUAUAUUGUUAUCUUUAUUUACUUUGCCUACCUUUCCCUUCAAGAAGCAGAAAUGGAUCCAAAGAAAAUUAGUUUACCAGGUGUGCUGCUUUUGCUCUUUAAUUUCCUUGAUAUUCUGGCUAACAACAAACAAUGUAUGAUGUAAGAAGACCAAGCUAGGCAGUUAAGCUUUUGUAAGUUGAAGGAUAUCUUAGAUUUUGACUACUGGUUUUGCCACCUGCUGAUGUAUCUUAGUUCUUGCUUUUUGCGCUGGUUACAUGGUCA
Messenger RNA from Nelumbo nucifera (sacred lotus), 1560 nucleotides. RefSeq names its product sterol methyltransferase 1 (gene SMT1). Gene Ontology annotation, biological process: sterol biosynthetic process. The record is from RefSeq and is a predicted model, not a curated record. NCBI's taxonomy places the organism in Eukaryota, Viridiplantae, Streptophyta, Magnoliopsida, Proteales, Nelumbonaceae. Gene Ontology annotation, cellular component: endoplasmic reticulum. Gene Ontology annotation, molecular function: sterol 24-C-methyltransferase activity.